GACCCUUGUCACACACAGCUAGUCACAACAGUCAGGACUUCAAAGGCAGCCAGUCAGCCCGGGGCUAUUGGUGAGAAGUGUGAGUGACAAGAAGACAGACAGAGGAACAAUGAGAGGAGCUAAGAGCGUGAUAUAACAGGGGAGAGGGCAGUAGAUGGAGACAAAGUUUGGAGGCAGAAUAAAGAGAAAUUGACAUCAGUGCAGCAAGAGACAGAGUUUAUAAAAGCUGUAGAGGAGAGGAAGACAAAAAAUAAGAUAAAGAGAAAGCAGAAACAAGGAGACGUCCCUGGACAGAACGUUUUUCUCCUCUUCGGAGUAUGGUGGCAGAGUGCACAUGGAUUUAGUCGACCUCUACCUCCCAGAGUGUUUCACCUACCACUCUGACACAGAACAUCUGGGCAGGAUGUCAGUGAGGGGCUUGGACCCCAACUGUCCCUCCUCUAUAAAGCGUGAGCCCUCCAGCCCCAGCCCCAGCUCCCAGGGAGACGUCAGCCCGGCCCAGCCCAGCCCUGGAAGCUCUUCCUCGGACACAAACUCCAGCUACGGGCCCCUGACAAAGGGCCACGGUCACAGCAAUGGGCUUGACUCACCAAGUCUUUAUGGUCACACUGUGGGUUUGGCCAACAAUGGAGGAACAAACAGGAGGUUUGGUGAGGAUGAAGGCCAAGUGAAGUGUGAGUUCAUGCUGGGUUCAGUGGCCAAGCGGCUGUGUCUGGUGUGCGGUGAUGUGGCCUCAGGUUACCACUACGGCGUGGCCUCCUGUGAAGCCUGCAAGGCCUUCUUCAAGAGGACCAUCCAGGGUAACAUUGAAUACAGCUGCCCAGCGUCCAACGAAUGUGAAAUCACCAAGAGAAGAAGGAAAUCCUGCCAGGCCUGUCGAUUUGUGAAAUGUCUGGCCGUGGGCAUGUUGAGAGAAGGUGUCCGACUGGACCGGGUCCGAGGCGGCAGACAGAAGUACAAGAGGAGAAUAGAUGCUGAGAACAGCCCCUAUCUGAACCCACAGAACGCCUUGCCCCAGAAAAAGACAUUCUCUGUUGGUGGUGUGGUGGAGAACAAAGUAGUGUCUCUGCUGCUGGUGGCCGAGCCCGAGGGCAUCUUCGCCAUGCCCGACCCCACCGUACCUGAGAGCGACAUCAAGGCUCUGACCACUCUGUGCGACCUGGCUGACAGAGAGCUGGUGGUCAACAUCGGCUGGGCCAAACACAUCCCAGGCUUUCCCUCCCUCUCCCUGGCAGACCAGAUGAGUCUACUGCAGAGCGGCUGGAUGGAGAUUUUGAUCCUACGAGUGGUGUUCCGCUCGCUGGCCUUUGAGGACAAGCUGGUAUACGCCGAGGACUACAUCAUGGACGAGGAGCAGUCGAAGCUGGCGGGGCUGCUCGACCUCAACAACGCCAUCCUCCAGCUGGUGAAGAAGUACAAAACCAUGGGGCUGGACAAGGAGGAGUUUGUGGUCCUCAAGGCCAUUGCACUGGCAAACUCAGACUCCAUGCAAAUCGAGGACUCAGAGGCAGUUCAGAGACUCCAGGACGUCCUUCAUGGGGCCCUCCAGGACUACGAGGCCACCCACCACCCAGAGGACCCGCGGCGGGCUGGCAAACUGAUCAUGACCCUCCCUCUCCUCCGUCAGACAGCUGCCCGCGCUGUCCAGCACUUCUGCAGCAUCAAACAGGACGGCCGUGUGCCCAUGCACAAACUGUUCCUCGAACUGCUGGAGGCCAAAGCCUGACCUGAACACUGACGGUGAUUAGCUUCAUCCUGAUCUCCAGCACAGAGGUUAGGACAAGAGGAAGUGAAGGAUAACGGGUAAUGGUGAGGUAUGACACCGUGUAUUUGUCCAUUUCAGCUUGCGUUUGAAAGUAAAGUUUUGAAUUUGCAGUCGCCGGGAAGCAGCUGGAAUACUUUUUUUAAAGCCACACCCCUUCUACUUCCAAUGAAUGUUUGGAAGAAGCAGUCAAAUUUGCAUUUAGUGUCCUGACGCCAUGGACGUUGUCGUCUUUUAAUGUUUGUGACACUAAUUUAAGUGUGUUGACACGCUUCAAAGGCUGAAGACAGAUGACCAGACAGUGUAAAAGCAGAAGAAAUCGCCUUCUAGAGAUAUUUACAGUUACAUGCCAAAAGUAGAGCUUCUUUUCUCAAAAGACCACCUGAUACUUGAAGAUCCUUGUGGAUUAUUUCAUCCAUCUUGAAGCCUGUUAAUCUGCAUUCUAGUGCAUUUAGAGAGCCUUUUAAUGAUCUGAUUUUUAUUUGUCCUUUUUGUAUAGAAAAGGUAAAUUUGUCCUAAGAGGUACAGUAAGUCUUGCCAAAGAGUAAAGACUCAUACUAUUGAAUAAUACCAGCAAACGUCCACAACAUUAUUAUGUGGCCUGUAAGACAUUCACAUAACCUGCAUCCCUGCUCUGUUGUCUAUCGCAAAAAUAUCUAUGUAGUCACUACAUUCACAUAUAGGUGAUUAAAGGGAAGCGAUUAAGUGAUCAGCAUCUCAUGAAACAAUAACCGGCCUCCUGAGUUUAGUAGAAAAUUUUCAGGGAAAGAAUACUUAACAUGUCGUGAUACAACUGUACAACAGCAAAGUGAUAUUUAUUUAAAAGUGGCUCUGUUCUUUUGCUAUUUUUUAUUUACUAACGUGGCAUUAAUGAAGAGUAGAUUAAAGCAAUUACAGUGGAUAAUAAUUUUUUAAAGAUUUUUAAAUGAGUCAGUGUAAGAUAAUUUUUUUACUAGCUUCUCUGCUCAAGCACUGAUACCUACGUGUACCGUAUCAUGAAAUUCAAGACAACUAUGAUUAUAAGUGGAGUCUGUACUUGAAGAUCAUAAUGUCAUAGAGACGUGUAGACCCAUAGAUAUAACUUUAACUAUGUGAAAUGGCUGCCAUACUGUAUAAUCUGGAUUAGGGAGGCGCUUGAUGUCCUUUCUAUGGUAGAAAUCUAUGUGUAGGAUGAAAUUUGUGCACUACUUUUGCUUUUAGCCAUAAAGUUUGGGGAAACUGUUGAUGGCACUCUGUUAAUCUUGUGUGUUUUGUGUGAAGAGUAGUUCUGUCUGAAAUUUGUCUUUUCUUUUUCUGCACGUUAAAUGAAGGGAUUAAACUUGGAAGGAAACAAAAAGCUGUGCUCUUUAUUUUAGUUUUUCUCUUCUUAAUGCAAGGUACUGUGACACUAUAAUGUGUGUAUUUCUGUGACAAGAUGACGGCAGCAAUAUGACAGCUUAAAUGUAUGUUCUGUACAUUUUGCUGUACAUACGUCAUGUCUUAUUCCAACAGAGAAGUUCAAAGAUGCAAAUAAGCUUUGUUUGGAUGAGCUGUGCCGUGCUAUUUCAUUCUCAGGUGGAUUCUUGGGCAAUAAAGAUGAUCCCCCAUGAUGCAA
This is a messenger RNA of Toxotes jaculatrix (banded archerfish), 3356 nucleotides long. RefSeq names its product estrogen-related receptor gamma-like. Gene Ontology annotation, cellular component: nucleus. Lineage: Eukaryota; Metazoa; Chordata; Actinopteri; Toxotidae. Gene Ontology annotation, molecular function: nuclear steroid receptor activity; DNA-binding transcription factor activity; steroid binding. The record is from RefSeq and is a predicted model, not a curated record. Gene Ontology annotation, biological process: regulation of DNA-templated transcription. Bases 335 to 1726 code for a protein of 463 amino acids. The transcript is spliced from 8 exons.